Molecule: messenger RNA, 518 nt
Organism: Aphanomyces invadans
Lineage: Eukaryota; Oomycota; Saprolegniomycetes; Saprolegniales; Verrucalvaceae
Exons: 1
Coding region: 68-472 (134 amino acids)
Biological process (GO): RNA processing; spliceosomal snRNP assembly
Cellular component (GO): catalytic step 2 spliceosome; SMN-Sm protein complex; precatalytic spliceosome
Molecular function (GO): RNA binding
Source: RefSeq, a predicted model, not a curated record
GUUCGCGGUACCCUCCGUCCACUGCCAUAAAAUCUUGAUCCCCGGAAGCACACGGCUCGGUCGAAGCAUGGCAGUCACGGGGAAGCGCGGCGUCGGCAUACCGACGAUCCUUUUGCAUGACGGGGAAGGCACGAUCGUGACGGUCGAGAUGAAGAACGGCGAUCUCUACCGGGGAUACUUGGACGAAACGGAAGAUAACAUGAACUGCCUGCUCAAAGACGCGAUUCGGACGGACGUCCGCGGCAUCACGACCCAUUGCGAACACGUGUACCUCCGAGGGUCACAAAUCGUGUUUAUCGUGCUCCCAGAUAUGCUGAAACAUGCACCGUUCUUCAAACGAGUGAAGCUGUGGAAGAAGCAUAGAGGGUCGAUACCAGCACUGGGGCUGGGUGGAGGCGCACAUAUAGGUCUCGGGUCCGGCCCGCGUGGUCAAGCAGGCGGGCACAUGCGGAAGGGCCCAAUGCGUCGCUAGGUAAUCCCAGUAAUACCAGUCAUCCUCAUGCAGGUAGGUCGCGUCG